Molecule: messenger RNA, 873 nt
Organism: Fomitiporia mediterranea MF3/22
Lineage: Eukaryota; Fungi; Basidiomycota; Agaricomycetes; Hymenochaetales; Hymenochaetaceae
Exons: 4
Coding region: 420-680 (86 amino acids)
Source: RefSeq, a predicted model, not a curated record
GCUAGACCCUGUGCCAGUGUGUAUUCAACGGCCACUCUUGAGCUGGAUAUCCUGAGAUCUUGGACUGAGCUAUGGAGAGGCUAAUUCACGAGCCUGUCAGUCAUCCAUUCUCACGCAGAACGUUAAUCUCGUUGGUGACCGUCAUUUGUGCAAAGUUCUUCACGUGAAUUGUUCAAUCUGCCUGUUCCCAGCUCCAUCCCAUUUUCGGGAUCAUUGUUCUGGCAGUGCAUUGGUAUCAAUGAAGACGCCACACUCGGCGAGGUGGCUCCUUGAAAUCUGUACAUUUACAAAGUUAUAGAACGUCUGUCCGGCGGGCGUAGGCUAUGGAGAAGAGAUGGAGAUCCGGUUGCAACGGCUAGGGGCUCUUUUGUCCAAGUCGACAUUCUUGUGCCGCGAACGCAUUUGGUGGUUUGACAGAUAUGGUACUACUUUUGGCCGCAUUGAAGCCUCAUCUGCACAAUCAUGUUUACUGGAGCUUGAUUCUGUCUCAACAACUAAAUCCCGCUGUGCUCGAUUUUGGGUUCGUAACCAUUCAGACUGUAGUGCCAUACUCGAGACAAUGUAUCAAAGGAAACAUCGUGCCGAGUGAUGGCUUCUCCUUUGACUUGUGCUUCCGCGGCGUUCCCAAACCUCUUAUGGAAAGGAUCAUUGCCAUUUUGAUCCAUCCAGGUGAAAUGUGAUUCUACUACGCGUGGGCCAUUGGCAGUCCUAGGCAAGUCUCGAGUCAAGCAAAGCGAUUCAAAAUAUGAACGUAUGUUCCGGGGUAUAUUAUGCACAGAUUUUUCAUGUUUUAUUAACCCUGGAACAUGGCGAAUUGUGCGAGCCCGCUCGUCCAACCCGUAUUUUUUUUCGGAUAUUGAGAUAUUGCUCGCU